GGACGCCGCCCGCUCCGGGCCGCUCCUGCGCUCGCCCGCGGCGCCCGCUCGGCCUCCCGCCCGCGUCCCGGGGCAGCGCUCCGGCCGUCGGCGGCCCCGCGCCCUGCUCGCGGAGGGCACAGAGGAGGGCGGCGGCCGGCCGGGGAUGGGCGCCGGGGGGCUGCGCGCGCUGCUGCUGGCGCUGGUGGCCGCGGGGACCCCCGCGGGCGCCUACAACCUGGACCCGCAGCGCCCCGUGCGCUUCCAGGGCCCCGCCGGUUCCUUCUUCGGCUACGCGGUGCUGGAACACUUCCACGACAACACGCGCUGGGUCCUUGUGGGUGCACCGAAGGCAGAGUCCAAGUACAGCACCUCAGUGAAGUCCCCUGGGGCUGUGUUUAAGUGCCGCGUCCACACCAACCCUGACCGGAGAUGCACCGAACUAGACAUGGCUCGAGGGAAGAAUCGGGGCAUGUCGUGUGGAAAGACCUGCCGGGAAGACAGGGAUGAUGAGUGGAUGGGGGUGAGCCUGGCCCGGCAGCCCAAGGCUGAUGGCCGCGUGCUGGCCUGUGCCCACCGCUGGAAGAACAUCUACUAUGAAACAGACCACAUCCUGCCCCACGGCUUCUGUUACAUCAUCCCGUCCAACCUCCAGGCCAAAGGCAGGACGCUGAUCCCCUGCUAUGAAGAGUAUAAGAAGAAGUACGGAGAGGAACACGGCUCCUGCCAGGCCGGGAUCGCGGGCUUCUUCACCGAGGAGCUGGUGGUGAUGGGUGCCCCGGGGUCAUUUUAUUGGGCCGGGACGGUCAAAGUGCUGAACCUUACGGACAACACCUAUUUCAAGCUGAACGACGAGGGGAUCAUGAACAGACGGUACACUUACCUGGGCUACGCAGUGACUGCUGGCUCCUUCUCUCGCCCGUCCACCACCGACGUGGUGGGAGGUGCCCCCCAGGACGACGGCAUUGGGAAGGUUUAUAUUUUUAGAGCUGAUCGAAGAUCAGGCACCUUGACCAAGAUUUUUCAGGCGUCAGGUAAAAAGAUGGGCUCUUACUUCGGCUCCUCCUUGUGCGCAGUUGACCUGAACGCGGACGGCCUCUCCGACCUGCUGGUGGGGGCUCCCAUGUUCUCUGAGAUCAGGGACGAGGGGCAGGUCACCGUUUACAUCAACAGAGGAAACGGAGCCCUGGAGGAGCAGCUGGCCCUCAGCGGUGACGGCGCCUACAACGCACACUUCGGGGAGAGCAUCGCCAGCCUGGGGGACCUCGACGAUGACGGGUUCCCAGAUGUGGCCGUGGGCGCACCCGAGGAGGAUGACUUCUCGGGGGCCGUCUAUGUCUAUCACGGAGACGGCGGCGGGAUCACCCCUCGGUACUCAAUGAAACUGUCAGGACGGAAGAUAAGUCCGGUUCUGCGGAUGUUUGGUCAGUCCAUAUCAGGCGGCAUUGAUAUGGAUGGAAAUGGCUAUCCUGAUGUAACUAUUGGAGCCUUCAUGUCCGACAGUGUAGUGCUUCUCAGGGCGAGGCCCGUCAUUACGGUGGGCGUCUCCAUCUUCCUCCCGGCCUCCAUCAACAUCACGGCGCCUCAGUGUCACGAUGGGCUGCAGCCUGUGAACUGCCUGAACGUCACCGCCUGCUUUAGCUUCCACGGCAAGCACGUUCCAGGAGAAAUUGGCCUCAAUUAUGUUCUGACUGCUGACGUGGCCAAAAAGGCGAAGGGCCAGGUGCCCAGGGUCUACUUUGUGUUGCUGGGAGAGUCCGUGGGUCAGGUGACAGAGAAGCUGCAGCUGGUGCACAUGGAGGAGACGUGUCAUCACUACGUGGCCCACGUGAAGGCUUCCCGGGGUCAGGCCACAGGGCGUGGGGCCGAGCGAGUGGGAAGGAGGCUCUUGGGGCUGGAGAGGCCCACGUUUCCGGUGUCCGUGCUCUCACCGUGGCUCAAGCACAGACCUUCCAGGGACUCAUUCGUCAGCCCCGUUAACACCCAGAGGUCCUCGAGGGUCCAGAAGGUAGAUGAACGGAGGGCGCAGGACGUCGUCAGCCCCGUGGUGUUCGAGGCCGCCUACAGCCUGCGGGAGCGCGCGCGCGGAGACGAGGGCCGGGAGCUGCCGGCUCUGGCGCCAGUGCUGCGCUGGAAGAAGGGACGGAAGAUUGCCCAGACGAACCAGACUGUCUUUGAAAGGAACUGCCGUUCGGAGGACUGUGCGGCCGACCUGCGGCUUCGGGGUCAGCUGUUCCUCUCCAGCGUUGAUGAGAAAACCCCGUAUCUAGCUUUGGGAGCUGUGAAGAAUAUCUCCCUGAACAUCUCCAUCUCAAACCUUGGGGACGACGCCUAUGAUGCCAACGUGUCCUUCAAUGUUUCCCGGGAGCUCUUCUUUAUCAACAUGUGGCAGAAGGAGGAAAUGGGCAUUUCCUGUGAACUGCUGGAAUCGGACUUCCUCAAAUGCAGCGUGGGGUUUCCUUUCAUGAGGUCCAAGUCAAAGUACGAAUUCAGCGUGAUCUUUGACACCAGCCACCUGUCUGGGGAAGAGGAAGUUCUUAGCUUCACCGUUACUGCUCAGAGCGGCAACGUGGAGCGCUCCGAGUCCCUGCACGACAACACCCUCACGCUGGCCGUGCCACUGAUGCACGAGGUGGACACGUCCAUCACUGGAAUCAUGUCUCCAACGUCCUUUGUGUACGGCGACUCCGUGGAUGCGUCUAACUUCAUUCAGCUGGAUGACAUGGAGUGUCACUUUCAGCCCCUCAACAUCACCCUUCAGGUCUAUAAUACUGGGCCAAGCACCCUCCCUGGUCCAUCUGUCAGUGUCGCUUUUCCCAAUCGACUGUCAUCUGGAGGCGCAGAAAUAUUUCACGUCCAGGAGAUGGUGGUGGGCCAAGAGAAGGGAAACUGUUCUUUCACAAAAAACCCAACCCCCUGCGUCAUCCCUCAAGAGCAAGAAAAUAUCUUCCAUACGAUAUUUGCCUUUUUCACAAAGUCUGGAAGAAAAGUCUUGGACUGUGAAAAACCAGGAAUUUCUUGCCUAACAAUGCACUGUAACCUCAGCGCGCUUGCUAAAGAAGAAAGUCGUACCAUAGACAUCUACAUGCUGCUGAACACAGAAAUACUGAAGAAGGACAGUUCAUCUGUCAUCCAGUUCAUGACCCGUGCCAAGGUCAAGGUGGACGCUGCCCUGAGGGUGGUGGAGAUAGCCAGUGGGAACCCAGAAGAGAUGACGGUGGUCUUCGAAGCCUUGCACAACCUGGAGCCGCGUGGCUAUGUUGUGGGGUGGAUCAUUGCCAUAAGUUUGCUGGUGGGAAUCCUCAUCUUCCUGCUGCUGGCUGUCCUGCUCUGGAAGAUGGGCUUCUUUCGCCGAAGGUACAAAGAAAUUAUUGAGGCUGAGAAAAACCGGAAAGAGAACGAAGACAGUUGGGACUGGGCCCAGAAAAGCCAGUGACCGGCCACAGCAGUCACGUGCCCCAGUCAUUCGCCUGUCGUCCUUGAUCUUUGUAUCUUCCAUAUUUGGAAGAAAGAAUCUUCUCCAGAUUUUUCGGAGGCCCCAGUGAUGCUGUCCUCUUCCCCAUCUUGUCAAGCCCAGGAGCCACCCUGAGGCAGCGCCCUGGCCAGGUCACCUGACUCGAGCCACCACCUGUUUCUUCUGAAAGGUGAACCCCGAACUUUGGAGAGCGAGCACAGAGCUGAGCGGUAUUUAUGGAUGCGACGUGCAUGGUCAACCCUCAGGGGAAAACUGUUAGCUAAAAGUAUUUUUAUAAACAUAAGCCUUUUAUACUGAUUAUGUCUUUAUAUUUGUAUCGAUGUUUUAUUAUUUCUAUUAAAUAGUUCUAUAAUUCACUCAAACACUGAUAUCUAGGCUGAAACCUUGGAAAUACAUGUGCGUUCAUACAAAUUUUUAAAGGAUAAAUAUCUGAUCAUACUUUGGAACUUGCUGUUAAAAGAGACUUGCCGAUAAAAGAUACGAGGAAACCUCGCGUGCUGAACCCCCCAGGAGGCUGCGUGCGUGUCCGGGGUGCGGUGAGACCCCUUAGGCAAUGUGCAUCUUUGUUGUCCGGACUCGAGUUCCAAGUAACGAGCUGAAGAACUCUGAGUGGUUUUUCAUACGUACCUUGCGUUGGAAGAUUUCCAACAGGAAUUUGGAUGGAAACGCAUGACCCCAGCACGAGUCUGCUCCGCGUCACCUACACAGCAGACCUCACCCCCUCCUUCCACUCAGAGUGAUGGACAGGAGCUUGGAGCAGGGCCGUCGGGUCAUCUGGUAAACCUCAGCAUGGUGUCUCACCUGGACACCUGGACACCUGGACACAGGGACUAAAUCCGUGCUCGCCAAGCAAAGACUUGUGUCUGGACGUUGGGAUGUGGCCUCUCACGGUGAUCUGAGUUCAGAGUCUCCACUUCCCCUCCACCCCUGCCGUGCCAGCUAAUGGCGACAGCAGGUUCCUUCCCAGAGGUGGCCAUCCAGCCUGUCCUUAGUUUUUAAGAUAAUGUCCCCAAAGCAGACUCCAAUACAAAGAUUUGCGUCCAACAAACAAGGUGGUUCCGCUCCUAGGAGGCAGCAGUAAGUGUGCCAGGGAAGCAGAACAGGGAAGGGGAGGAAGCCAGGCAAGGGUGCCAUUUCGGAGGCCGUCAGUGGAGGCAGCCUCAGCCUGAUCCUGCAGGGUCUCUGGAGGGUACGUGAUGUCUCAGAGCUGAGCUCUCAUAUUCUUGCGCCCAGGAGAGCUGUAAAUUCCCCACUCAGUUCUUGCGGCAGAACAGCUCCGACAGCCCAGAGGCCUCUGCGGGAGAGCCGCAAACGCACCCCCGGCCCGGGGAGGCUUCCAGCGAUGAUGAGAAGAAGAAUGCGCUGGGAUCAGGCGUAGGGCCGGCAUCCGCCCCGCCCCCCGCGCCUGCGAAUGCUGAGUUGUGGCCUUCAGUUCCAGGCUCCCUGUUCCCAGUGUUUAUCAGCAGACGUGCUGUGCUGCCCGGCUUCGAGUGCAGUGUGAGUGUCUAAAAGGGCAGUGAGAUGAUGUGUGUAUUGUGCCCGGCACAGCACCUGGGCCACAGCGAACACUGUAACUGAGGGAAAAAACACGUGGCUGAGAACAGGGUCUGAGAAAGAGUCCUGAGCGGCUUAGUGCAGCCCACUGAAGGCCCAGGUGCAUAAAAGAUGGGAUCCAAUGGGAAUGGAACAGGGAACAAGGCGAGGGUCUUUCUUGUAGGGCGUUGUUUACUGGAAGCUAAUGUUGGGGGCGGGGGUCUGUGAACAUUGUUGCAAAGACACGAACUCAGCUUCAGAGGAAUCCAUUGUUUUACGCACAUCUGUGGCUAAUACUUGGAAAGAUACCCACCGUUUGGGCCAAAUCAUGAGGGUGCCGGACAGCUGUGCGCCUGGCGUGUGGCAGAAGUGUCUUUUCGUUUCUGGUGCACGCAGCUGACUCUGCUGCGGGAAGACAGCGACUGUGUCCUGUGUCCCUUCCUGGUGGCUGUGGGGUAGAUGACAGAGCCAGAGGGUCCGUGGCGUGAACCAGGCUGAGCUCAGAAUGAAGGCAGGGAUGUUGCUUCUAGCGGAGGGACGGAGGCACGGAGGCAACUGCCGGGCAGUGCAGUCAGAGAAUCCAGUUCUCCGAGUUCAGCGGCGAGGUAACCCAGGCAGUUCUGAGUGGGCCUUAGUCACUCACUGAAAGGACACUUAGGCGGCGCGUCAGGAGCUGUGCUGAGCGCUGGGCUCCCCGUGGAACCCGGCAGCCCGUUCCGCCUGCAGAACCAGACCUUCCUGCAAGAGGCGACCAGAGCGUCCCCCGUGCAGCCCUCCCUCGAUGGACUCCUGCUCUUCGUGUCAUGCUGUGCUUUUAAUAAGCCGUUCAAGAUUGUUAGGUGCCAAACACAUGCCUCUAUAGUCCCGGACCAGCUGCCUUGCAAGGGGUGCGGACGCACUGGUGACAGCGUAGGGGUGACUCAGCCUGUUCCUGGGGACGGUCUCAGAGCCGGGACCUGGCGGCCUCUGGCUGGUUCUGAAUUUUAGACCCACAUGAGUAGUCGUAUGCUCAGGAGAUCGCUAAGACUUCGUAAGGCAGUUUUGUUUUGUUUCCAUUGUACUUGGCCUCACCAGGAGCACGCACGGCAGCCACCCCGGGAGCCUGCCUGGGAAGGCUGGUGCCUCUCCACGCCUGGCGGUGCCGAGGGGCAGGUGGGGCGACAGCGAGCAUGGCCACAAAGAACCAGCCCUUUGUGAGCCCUGUCGAGGCUGGGCAUUUCGCCAGCUCAGAAGCUCCCAGUGGGCUCUCGGGGGAAGCAGACAGGGCGAAUGGCAUCUGUGUAACUUCUCCAGAAUAUUCUUUUGAAAGUCCACAGUGCAUUCAGUUUCGAACCUUCCUGCCUCUCUGGCUUCACUGUGGAACCCUAUCAGACAUUCUUACAUAGCACUCGCUCAGUCUGCUUCAGCUUUCAGUCAUGUAUUCAGUAUGGUUUUAACUGACAGAAAGAUUGAGACACUUUUUAAAUAUGAUAAAGGACCCUUGUAAAAAUUGAGGAAAAUAAUGCCCUCUUUUCAAGAAUGAUUGACUCAGGCUCAGCUGACACGGGACUCAUGAGUUGGGAGCAGCCGCACAGGGAGUCCUUGGCCCGUUGCCAAGAAGACGCCAUGAGGUUCAGGAAUAAGGAGACACCAGGAGGGAGCGGGUCCGCUGGCCCUACGGUGACUGACAGGCUCACAGCCGGAAUCGCCGUCAGCCAGCUCUCGCUCCAUCGGCAUCACCAGGAGAAUUCUGAAGUCCGGUGGCUGUUGUAGAAAAGCCGCUACCAGUCCUCUUCCGCCAGGGCGCACACAGCCUACAGUCUGUGGGCCACCGGCAAGGGAGUUAAGGACAAACAGCAAACCGGCCGGCCCCCCAAGAACACCCAGGGCUGUUCUCCGUGCACAAGUAUGGUAGAGCCCCACGCAACACGUGUGCUGUGUGCCACCUGCUAAAUCCCCGGCAGGGUCGCUUUUUAAAGGCUAUUCUGCUACUUUUAUUUUUGGAAAAGACAUUACGGCCCGGGGAAUGCAGUUACACACCGGCUACACGUGAAAUGUGCAUCUGGUGAAACCCACAUGCACCUGACCCAGACUUCCGGAAAUAUAGAGGCACCACAAAGGGUUGUCAUGUCGGGGAAAUGGUCCUCUAGCAGACAAAAGGCAGACAGUGAGGGUCAUUUCAGAGGUGCUCCCGUGUGCAGAGGUCUAAGCAGUGUGUUGUUCGCUGUGGGGAGCAGUGGUGUUCACAGUGGUCGUUAUUUUCUGAAACAAAGAGGGGCUGAAGGGAGGAUACAGAGCCACGAGGGCCAAGGUGAACCUUCUAGAAUGUCUUCUGAUUUUCAGCACAUUGGGGGAAUAAUGAACAAAGUUCCCACAUGGUGCAAUGCUUUAUAGCACAAUGUUCUAGAUUUCAGACUUUGUUAAGUUUUUUUUUUUUUCUAAUAUGCACGGUGUGACGGGCAGAGUGAGUUUAAAAGCUUUAAGAGUGAUUAAUUGCAUGGCAGACACCCACGCUAACUUCACUUCCAGAACUUGACUGAUGCAUCCAUGUACAUUUCCAUUGAGGAAUUUUAGUGGGAGGGAUGUUCCUCCUCACAGAGUCAUUAAAAGUGUAUUCAAGUCUAUGCAGUCACUUCUAAUUCACUUGCACUGUUAGGGAAAUGCAGGUUUACAAAAGUACAUGUUUGGAAUAAAAAUUGGCUGCAAAUGA
This is a messenger RNA of Hyaena hyaena (striped hyena), 7676 nucleotides long. It is a transcript of the gene ITGA9, whose product is annotated as integrin subunit alpha 9. Gene Ontology annotation, molecular function: integrin binding. The record is from RefSeq and is a predicted model, not a curated record. The transcript has 29 exons. Gene Ontology annotation, cellular component: integrin complex; external side of plasma membrane. Bases 146 to 3415 code for a protein of 1089 amino acids. Gene Ontology annotation, biological process: cell-matrix adhesion; cell-cell adhesion; cell adhesion mediated by integrin. Lineage: Eukaryota; Metazoa; Chordata; Mammalia; Carnivora; Hyaenidae.